Messenger RNA from Diversispora eburnea, 368 nucleotides. NCBI's taxonomy places the organism in Eukaryota, Fungi, Glomeromycota, Glomeromycetes, Diversisporales, Diversisporaceae. The record is from the annotation of a GenBank genome assembly.
AUCAUAAAUUCAUACCAGGAACUAAUGAUCAAUUUAUUAUUACUGCAUAUAUUAACGGAAAUCUAUCACAACAUACUGAUUUCGGAUUAAUAUUUGGAGUAUUUGAUCAUAUUAAACCACUUAAUAUAGUAGAACCAUUUACUGCUGGAAUUCCUUCAAAAAAUACUUAUACUUUUACUUUAUCAGAAAGAGUUGAUAUAGAUAACAAUGAAGAAUGGUUUUCUACUGUUAAUAAACAAAAUACAGAUCUUGUAUCUGCUUUUUCAGAUGGUUCUAUUGCCAUAAAAUACGCAGAAAAGGAAAGACACACCCUUUAUGAUAUAGUUGGCGAAGCAGGUGGAGAUUUGACAUUAGCCUUAGCAUUAUGG